Seriola aureovittata is the source of this 966-nucleotide messenger RNA. RefSeq names its product transmembrane protein 14A (gene tmem14a). Gene Ontology annotation, biological process: regulation of heme biosynthetic process. The record is from RefSeq and is a predicted model, not a curated record. The transcript is spliced from 5 exons. Lineage: Eukaryota; Metazoa; Chordata; Actinopteri; Carangiformes; Carangidae. Gene Ontology annotation, cellular component: mitochondrial membrane. The coding region runs from base 102 to 410 and encodes 102 amino acids.
UUUAUUGACAGUCAGCGAACACAGCACGAAACAAGCUACGCAUGCGUAUUACGGUUUGUGGAGAGCAACAAGGAAGUUCACUGACAUAUUGAAGCUUUGCGAUGGCAGUGGACUGGAUUGGAUUUGGCUAUGCUGCAGCCAUCGCUUUUGGAGGAUUCAUGGGAUACAAGAGAAAAGCCAGCGUGAUGUCCCUGAUGGCUGGUUUAGUUUUUGGUGGAUUAUCUGCUUAUGGUGCCUAUAACAUCUCUAAUGACCCAAAGGACAUAAAGGUCUCAUUGUUUGCAUCAGGAGUCCUCUCAGUAGUGAUGGGGAAGAGAUACAAAAAAUCUGGAAAAAUAUUGCCUGCUGGCAUUAUGUCGGGGCUAAGUUUGUUGAUGGUGUUUCGACUGUUACUCCUGAUCAUGGUGUGAUUGGAGGAACAACACUGACCAAACUUCAAUGAACAAGCCUUAUUUUAAAGGAAACAUCAUUCCCAGUUAGCACAGUAAAACAAAUGUUAUUUUUGUAUGGUAAUAUGAGGUUCAUGUCACCAGAAACCUUGCAAAAGGUUUCACAGAUUUAAGAUAACUCUUAUUGCAGUAAAUCCUUUUGGUAAUCUUGUAUAACUUUUUUUGUACUAGCUUGAACAUAAACCUUAUGAUUAAUUUUUAAUCUUGUGUUAUUACCCAAGAUUUAUUCCCUCAUAGUACGGGCAGCACAACAUAUGUACAUGAGCUAUGUGAGUGCUAUUGUUUGUCAUGGCAGUGUGUUUACUGUAUACACUACAACAUCAGUUUUGCAGGCUCUUAAAAUAUCAAGGUUUAUAAACUGAAAUAUUCAACUUCCUGAAAAUAGGAACAAGAACUGAAGGAUAAAAAUUGGAUUCUUGACUCCUCACAUGCUACGGGGAAAGGAAUGAAAGUUAAUAUGUUUGCGUUUUUUGUAAUAACAGCAAAACAAAAUAAAUUGAUGUGAUUCUUAAAAUGA